Molecule: messenger RNA, 5453 nt
Organism: Trichogramma pretiosum
Lineage: Eukaryota; Metazoa; Arthropoda; Insecta; Hymenoptera; Trichogrammatidae
Gene: dlt
Product: codanin-1
Exons: 13
Coding region: 194-4645 (1483 amino acids)
Biological process (GO): chromatin organization
Cellular component (GO): nucleus
Source: RefSeq, a predicted model, not a curated record
UACAAAUAAACUAGAAUUAAGGUCGUUUGUUACAGUGGUUGAAGAUGGUUAUAAUUCGAACUAUAUAAGUUUUUAAAAGAUGUUUCAGUGGUGUUAAUAACAGGAUAACAAGUUAUUUUUUAUAUCUAAUCAUCAAUGAGAGUGAUAACAGUUUUUUUCAAUCAUAAAAUUUAAUUUUAUAAAUACUUCAAAAAUGGCUCAAGAAUUGUUGACAAAUAUUUUGACAUUCAAAAUUCUACCUGCAGAUAUCCUGAAAUGGUUAUCUUCUGACGAUUCUGAUGUUGAUCAUUCGUUAGAAUUCAACAAGUAUUGUCAAAAGGAUGAAUUUAUCAACUAUUUUUUGAAUUAUUUACAAAAACAAUUCACAAGUAUCUUGUGCAAUACAAACGUUCACACUAAAGUAUUGAAAAAACAAGUAUCAAAAAGUGACAAAGAAGAAUCAUGUCUCUCAUUCGAAAACUUUUCUGAAAUGAAUACAGACUAUAAAUAUUACGAUGAAAAUUCUCAAACAAUUACAAAGGAAGAAAAUUUAAGUCAAGAAAUACAAUCUGAAAAGCUUCAAAAUAUUGCAAACAGCAAAUGUUUAAACAAAAGCCCUCAAACUAGUACCCCAAAUAUUUUGAAAAAUAAUUCAGCUAAGAAAAGGAUACAACCAGUUAAAUGCAGUAAUUCUCUGAAAAAUGUAAUUGAUCCUGCUUUUAAAAAUAGUAUAGAGUAUGAACAAAUAGAUAAAUCUAUUGAAAGAAAAAUACAUUUUGACAGCCCUCUUCAUUCUGCAAGACAUUCAAAUCAAUUUUUGCAAAGUCCUAUGUCAGCUUUAUAUAAUAACUCUAUAUCAUCUUUAAGUCCAAUUAAUAUGUCUCCAAAUGUCUACAAUAAAAGUUAUAGUGAUGGCUCAUGUCAACUAAGCAAAGCAAGUGAAAAAAGUUUAAAUAAUCUUUCAAGAAAUUCAAAAAAUAGUCCCAGACAAAAUUUUAAUUUGUCUGACUUUGUUGUGUCAGACAGAGGUUCUAAUAAAAAAAAUAAAAAAAAAUUAAACAAAUCAAAGAAUGAAUCACAAAAUAGUAUCAAUCAAUUAGCUUCAGAUUUAUUAUCAGUACAAGCAGAACAAAAUCUAAAGAAGAAAAAAGUUAAUCCUACUCGUUUAGAAACAACAGAUGAGAAAGCUAACAAAGAAAGCCCAAUUUUUGGAAUUGUAUCACGGCCUAAUAUAAAAAAUCCGCAAUUUUUAGAUGUACCAACUGUUGAAAAAUGUACUGAUAAUGAAUCAUUCAAAAUAGAACGCAGACUUGUUAAACUAGAAAGACAAAAAAAGCCCGAUGAAAUAGCCAGUGAUGCGUCAGAUGUAAUUGUUGAAGAAAAUCAAUCGGUACUUGAAACAUUACAAAAUAUACAUAGUAAAAUCACUAAUGCAUCUGUUAUUACAGUAAAUAAGACUUUAGUGGAAAACAAACACAUUCUAAAUAUUCUUGCUGAGCUAUAUAGUGGAUUUUUAGAUUUUAAUUUGAUUAUUAAUCCUAUGUCUGAACUUUAUUUGAUGAUGCAAUUGAUCACAGCAAACUAUACAGCUAAUGUGAAACAAUCUGGUUCAAAUAUUUCAACAGUAUAUGAUGUAAAAGAAAUAAAAUCUUUGGAUUCAGACAAUAGAAAUACUAAAAAAAAUAAUUCAUCUUUUUCAAGAAAGUGCUUACAGUUUGAAAAAUGUCUUUCUCAAAGUAAAAAUGAAUUCAUCAGUUUUCCUGAGGGUAUAAAAUCAGUUGAAUCAUCUGAUGAAAAAUUGGAAUCAUUAAAUUUAGAUGGCCUUGUAACAAGUUUAAACAAUUUAAAUGUACAAUUAGAUACAAAAGUAAAUGAUUCCUCUUUGAAUGAAUCAAGUAUGAGCCACAUACAAAUUAUUGAUACAGUAGAUAGUGAUAUUAAACUUUUCUUGGAUAAUCCUCAUAACUGUGUGCAUUUUGCUAUACAAGUUUUACAUUAUCAAAAACCAUUUUUAAAUUCUUUAGACAGAGUAACUCUAAAAUUGUUAUAUGAAAAUAAGCUUAUUAGUAAUUUUAAUCCUGAAUUACAUCUUUUUUUCAAAAAAAUUUACUAUGAGAGGGUAUUUGAAUCAAAACAAACCAAAUCUUCAUCUUUUACAUGUACGGCAGAUUCAAAUGUGUGUUUCCAAUUGGAAACUGAUAACCGUGAAAAAUUUCCUUCUACGCUAGCUUUUCAAGAUUUUAAAAAACAACGUGAUUUAUUCUAUGAAAUUUUAAAAAUAUGGGAACAAAAUCAUCUUUCUCCCAAUUGGUCAUUUCAGUUAGCAUUAAAAUAUAAAAUAAAAACUCUCUUAUCAAUGCAUGUUGAUGUGGCCAAUUUAACCCACUUCACCAGGCUUUUUAAAUCACAAAUGCUGAUUUCAUGUAUUCAAAGUGAACAACAGGCAGAUUCAUUAGAUCAUGAAACAUUAAAUUUUUUAAAAGAUAUCAAAGAUAUAAAUCAGGAUAAAUUAUCACAAUUACAAAAGAAAUUAGUAACACCUUUGUCUCAAAAUGGCCCAGUACCACUUCCAUCAUUUCCGGGUGCACAAGAAUUUUUUAAAAAUUUUAUAUUAUGUGCAUCAAAACCUAUAUUUUAUAUGUAUUUAGAGAACAUCUUGACGCAUGAUAUAAUGGAACUUAAUGAUUCAAAUUUUACAAGAAGUGAUAUUGAAGAACUUGAAACUGCAGUUGAUGGAACAACAAAACAAAAUUUUUUGCUUUGUGUUGCCACUUUAAGACUUCUUUCAAAAUUUCUGGGUUAUUUACAUGCUUUACCUUACAAUUCGAAAACAGCAAUGGUUGAAGAUAUAAUGAAUACCCAAAUCUCACUUCGCAGUAAGUGUUUACCUCGAAUUGGGUUGCAAGAAUGUUUAGAAUAUGCAUUAGUACAUGGAAAGUUAUCAUUAACAGUACCAUGGAUUGUUGAAUAUCUGGCAAUGAUGGACCCUAUCACAAUAAGAUUACCAUAUUUUAAAAAGGUUUUAGAAACAUUAUACUGCAUUUAUCGUACAACUAACCAGUGCAGCAUUGCGAAAAAUGAAGAUUUUAUGUCGCAUAAAACUGCAAUACUUAUCAAACUAGUUAUUGGAUGGUUAUUUGAAUUACCAACAUUUCCUAAAGAGUUAUAUUGUUCUUGGCAAUUCAAAUACAAUAAUGCAAUUUUAAAAGCUGUUCAUGAAAAAAUUCAAUCUUCAGAAUCUAAUUACAAUUUGGUUGAAGACAAUGAUUCCAUAGUUUCAAUGAAAUGCAGUAUAUUUUUAGACAGGCUACAAUUGAUUGACGAGAGAAUUUUAUAUUUGUGUUGUCCUUUCUUGAAAGAAUUUAAAAUUUUACUAACUCCUGGUAAUUCAAACGUUGCAAGUUUGACUUCAUUCAGACAUGUUACUCCUGUAUCCAGUAAAUUGCAAAAAAAAACCGAAAAAUUUGAUGUAGAAAAUUUGCAGGUUCGAUUAGAAGAGGCGUUUUUUCACAGUCAACCAGCAUCCACACAAAAAACAAUUGAAUAUGUAUCAGAACGAGUUGCUUCAUCCUGUGUUAAAUACAUUUACAAUAAAUUGUUACCUUUUGAGCGCCAUAAAAAUAAUAUAGUUUUAAAAAUUAUUAUUGAAAAGAAUUUGGAUGGAUCAAAAUUAAAUUCUGAAAUUGUAAAAAAAAUUUUGUUAGAAGAAAAGCAUUUAUUAUUUGAACAAGCUUCAAGUGCUGUUGAAAGUCUUAAAAAACAGAUUUCCGAAGUCAUUCCGCAAAUGUGUAAAAAAAAAAUUACUCAAUCUAUUGAAUCACUUUUACCAGAUGAUUGUGUAGAAUCUAUUCGAGAAAUUGCGGCAAAAAUUGGAACAAGAAUAAGCAUGGAAAGAAUAGAUCAAUGGACACAAUCUUACUUAAUAAAUGGUUCUGUUUUUAUUAAAGACAUGGAAGCUACACUAGAAAAAAUGUUGACAUCAAAUGAAACCUCUUUAGACAAAAUUGUACAAUUAAAUCCAGCUGGUGAAAAUGAAAGAAAAGUUCACAAUCAAAAAGAUACGGGUCCUGCAUUUAUAAUAGACGAACUCAGGGAAGUUAUCUUAAAUAUAUUAGAGACUAGAGGACUAAAUUUAAGUAUGCAAGUUAUUUCCACAUUAUGUGAUCAGAUUUAUGAAAGUUUAAUUGAGCAGGCAGAUGUAACAUCAAGUAUGAAAAUGAUUAUACAGAUGCUCUCUGUGGACUUAGUUCUAUUUUUGAUUUCUUAUAGGAAUGAUUUACUUAGCAAUGAAGUACAAGAGAAACUAUUCAAAAUUUGGAAAAUCCAUGAAUUCUCACAUCCAGAGGCUCCUCUAAACAGAUUGUUUAGCCUUCGCAAUAUCAAACUUAUUGCUGUAGCUCGUGAUACCAAUACUUGGUUGUAUUUUGGAAAAAUGUUGAAUGCUCUAUUAAGAAAUAACAUGAUUACCAUAAACACAUUAAGUGAACAAGCUGUAGCUUUAUUAAGGAUGGAAUGGCCAAUUGACGUUAUGAAAAAUUUAUCAAAAUGUAUAAUGGAAGCUAUACAAAAUUAUCACGUUUGCCACGAAGAAACGGAGAAAAUAAAAAAAAUGUUAGAAUGGCUAGCUGGUGCUUACAACGAUAUGGAUAAAGAUGGUUUUAAUUAAUAAUUAUAUAAUUGAAACAGAUUUAGAUGAAUAAAUAAUAAUGAAUGGCAGGUUAGUUAAAAUAAUGUCUAAAAAAUAGUAUAUUACUAACUUGGGCCAGAAAAAACGGAAACGUUCGAGGGCACGUGUAAUGAACAUGUGCUUAGGGGCUUUUUUGUGGCUUGGGCCUGUACACGAUUUUUAUACCAAGCGGCCCGAAAAUAGUAUUUCCUACAUUACACAGCGGAAGGAAAAUAGUCUUUUUCGGGGUGCUAAUAUUAAUAAGUAUUUUAAAGUAUUUUAACUCUGUAAAAAAUGAAUUUGUUGACGAAAAAUAUGUUGAAACUUAUAAAGUUAAAGUUGCCUUGAAAACUUUAUUACUAAUUGGAACUCCAAAACAUAAUGAAAAUGAAUAAAACUAGAUUUUGGUGUAUGCAAAAAUGUGUUGCCGUAGUAAUAUUAAUUAAUUUUUACAAUUUUUAUAAGUUAUUUUAAAUAUUAAUUUUAAUUUUAAAUUCUUAUCAAUCAGUUCGCACUGCGCUUUAUCUGUCAAAUUUCGUGACUCAACUAUACAAUUUACUUUUGAGGUCUUAUUUAACAUCUUUGCUAAGUACUGUUUUAUUCUAUACAAAUUAAUAUUGACUAAAAUAACAACAAGUUGUAAUAAAUGUUUAUAAUCAGAUUUAUUAAACAAGAUUUUAGAAACAUGUAAUAAACAUAUGAACAAAUUAUUAAUAAAUUGUUUAGUAUAAGACUCUUUUGAUAAGACUCUUUCAAUAAGUUUUAAAAUGUGUUUAAAAAUUGACAGAAGUUCUAUUAAAGGAUAUGA